Rana temporaria (common frog) is the source of this 4034-nucleotide messenger RNA. It is a transcript of the gene AGBL3, whose product is annotated as AGBL carboxypeptidase 3. Gene Ontology annotation, biological process: proteolysis. Gene Ontology annotation, molecular function: metallocarboxypeptidase activity; zinc ion binding. NCBI's taxonomy places the organism in Eukaryota, Metazoa, Chordata, Amphibia, Anura, Ranidae. The transcript is spliced from 22 exons. The record is from RefSeq and is a predicted model, not a curated record. Bases 124 to 3462 code for a protein of 1112 amino acids.
GGAGAGAGGGCGGGGCCCUGGGAGCUCCAGUGACUGAUGUGUAGAGCAUAGAGGAUGCACAGCUCUGCAGAGGGGACAAGAGAACAUUCGCUUGUCUUGGAUGUAAGCUCCAACUGACGUAUCAUGUGUGAUGAGGCAGAAAUCCAAGAUGUUCUUUCAGAACAUAGCAGCAGCAGCCAAUCGGAAUCGGAAGAGGACCCUUAUGAAUCUGAAGAUGUCCAGCCUUAUGAAUUCUAUUCAGCAGGCUCGUUUUUUCACCCCUGCCCUCCACGCACUACCCAGGUUGUGUUUGACUACCAUUCUGGUAAGAGGGUAGCACGAUUGAAAUCUCCGCGAGAUCUGUAUGGCGUAUCCUUAGCCAGCUUCUAUCAGCUCCCACGAUGGCCGUACGAAUGCCAGGUUCUAAAGGAGAAGAUUGAGCAUAUUGAGUGGGAGCCGCUUGUCCCUGAGCCCAUAUACAGGCUGACGGGACUGGAGGAAGAACCUGCGUGUACAGACCCACUAGAGAGUAAGGUGGUCUAUCAAGUCAGUGAAGGAUGGAAGGAGCUGUGUUUCAUGUGCUCCCGGGUAGGUGGGAAUCGCAGUCCCCUAAAGCCGGUGUCUUCAUGCGGCUGUGAUGAUUCGGAGCUGGUGUUUGAGUCUCGAUUCGAGAGUGGCAAUCUGCUGAAAGCGGUCCAGGUGGGUAAACAUGAGUAUGAGCUGACCCUUCGUACUGACCUCUACACGAACCGACACACCCAGUGGUAUUAUUUCCGAGUGACAAACAUGAGAGCUGGCAUUCUGUACCGCUUUACUAUCAUCAACUUCAUGAAACCAACCAGCCUCUACAACCAUGGCAUGAGACCUCUUAUGUAUUCUGAAAAAGAGGCAACUACAAGACAGAUUGGAUGGAAGAGAAUUGGGGAUGAGAUCAAGUACUACAAGAACAACCUUGGUCAGGAUGGACAAUCCUAUUACUCCUUGUCCUGGACCUUCAGGUUCCCACACAGUAGAGAUGUUUGUUAUUUUGCCCAUUGUUACCCAUACACCUAUUCCAAUCUUCAGGAUUACUUGGCCGGGAUUGCCAGUGACCCAGAACGCUCCAAGUUCUGUAAGAUGCGGGUCUUGUGUCAUUCGUUGGCUGGGAAUAUUGUCUAUGUGUUAACUAUCACCAGCCCUUCCCCAGCUGCCAAGGAAUCCAAGAAGAAAAAGGCUGUGAUUUUGACAGCCAGAGUUCACCCAGGUGAGACCAACAGUUCCUGGGUGAUGAAAGGCUUCCUGGACUACAUCCUAAGCUCCCAAAUUGAUGCUCAGUUGCUAAGGGACACCUUUGUCUUUAAAGUGGUGCCUAUGUUAAAUCCAGAUGGAGUGAUUGUAGGCAACUACCGUUGCUCCCUUACUGGUCGAGACCUUAAUCGUAACUACAAGUCUAGGUUGAAAGACUCUUUCCCAUCCAUAUGGUUCACUCGUAACAUGAUUAAACGAGUGAUGGAGGAGCGGGAGAUACUGCUGUACUGCGACCUGCAUGGACACAGCAAGAAGCAGAAUGUUUUCAUGUACGGGUGUAAAGGCAGAGGAGUCCAAAAUGGUGGCAGACGUCUGUCUGAGCGCUUGUUUCCCUUUAUCCUCAGCAAGAAUUCUCCUGACAAGUUCUGUUUUUCAGGCUGUAAGUUUAAAGUGCAGAGGAACAAGGAGGGGACAGGACGGGUGGUGAUGUGGAAGAUGGGCAUCCAGAACAGUUACACCCUGGAGGCCACUUUCUGUGGAUCAACACUGGGCAACAGACGUGGAACUCAUUUCAGCACAAAGGACCUGGAGUCUUUGGGCCAGCACUUCUGUGAUGCCUUAUUAGAUUACUGCGACCCGGACCGCGCUAAGUACAUCAUGUGUCUGAAAGAACUGGAAGAUGAGGUGAAACAGAACGUCAAUCACCAGCUAAGCUUAGACUCUGAAGCCUUUCUAAAUAUUCUUUCCGAUCUGGACUCCAGCACUGGAGGCUCGGACAGCUCUGACUCUAAUGAUCCUCCUGCCCAUCUGAUGGAACUGGCAUGUAAGGGGAGACCAAGAAAGAAGCUGCUGAAAUCAAAGAGGGAGAGAAAUUCCCAAAGAAAGCAACCCAAAUUAAACCCUUUCCAAGAACAACAGGAUAACAAUGAAAGCACAAAGGACAAGGAAAGGACGGAUGUUGAGGAUCAACCAGCGCAUGGUACCACUGUGAAACAAAGUUCUUUAGAGACGCCAAAAAAAACUCAAAAAGGAUCUAAACAAAAUAAAGCUACCUGGUCUAAAAAGCAAAGCGAGCCGCUGCUCCAAGAUCUGAAUGCAAAGAAGGUGUCUGUUAUCUACCUGGUGUUCGAUUCCAAUGGAGAAGUCAUCAGCACCAAGUCUCAUUCUUAUGCCAGUGACCAGAAUGCAAUCAAGUUAACAAGCCGUUUAAAAGGAUUCCACUGGAAUAGACCUCUUCCGUUAUUUAAAAGCCUUCUGCCCCAAAGAUUUCCUUUAAAUUGCGCCCCGGAGCCAAGCUGUUAUUACAUCAUCCCGCAAGAUGUCAGUGACACCCACGUAUCUAAUAUUUCAUUGCAUGGGUCUGGAGACGGAGUGCACAAGUCAGUGAAAGGCCCUUUUGCAGCUUUGUACAGCGAUGGAAAGCUUUCCAGUUCUGGAAGCCUGUGGGCCGGAGACUCACCCCUGGAAAGGGAUACUGCAAGCUCUGUGCUGGCAGGGGAAGUUGUAAGGAAUGAUCUAUCUCCCCUAUCUGUGGGAAUAAGCGGAUCUGCUUCACCUCUAGCACCCAAUGAUAUGGAAGUUCUGAGCAAUCUGUAUGGAUCUGUAACAGCUCAAGGAAAUGAUGUGCGCUGGAGGCAGAAGAACACAUCUUCAGCACCUUUGGACAGAGAAGAUUGUGCAGGGAGCCGCAGAGACAAGGAUGGGACAGCGAGUAUGAAAGGAGAAAUCUCUCUCCCAGCUGUGACAAACUCCUCAGUAGCCAAGGCCAUUGUUACAGAUGAAGAAAUGUUUCUCCAUCCCACCACUGGCACAAGGAUUUGGCACGUUCGGAAUACAUUACCAAAAAUGGUGACCCGCUCUCAAAAAUCAAAGUCUUUUAGCAGCACCAGUGUUACACCCCCCAGAAAGGGCAACGGUCAAUCUGCCAAUGGGCUGCUACAAAAAAAGAAGCUGGGAAGACCGAUAUGCCCCUUCUCACGGGAAGACCAAGCUGACAGGCAGUAUCCUAUGCUUCCAAUGAGCACCUGGAAAGAUGUCAUGAUUGGACUACAGCAAAGUGAAGGCGGGGCACCUUUAGGGGGCACUCCCCUGCAGUUCAAGAGCCAGCUUGUUGCUACUGCACCAAAGGAGGACAUCUCAAAACACAGGACUUAUAAUUCUGGGAACACAUCCAAGAAACCAGGACAGCGGGUCAGCCUGGCGCCACUUCCAAAACAAAUUUCCCCCGACUCCAAAUUGUGCUUGAAUUAUAGUUAGCUCUGUUUUGCCUCCUGAGGUAGAUAAUGGGGUAACAUUGUCAUUGUUUUUCCAGAAGAACCCCCCCCCCCCAUUUACAGCUAAUGAGCAUUUACACAUUUCCUACAGUGUGUAUAACUUUAUACAAGCCCACCCUUAGAAAAUAAUAAUUUGCAAUUUAGUACAUAGACAUGUCAUUUGUCCCCACUGAUUUUACCUACUGCUAAAAACACACAGGCAUUAUUUAGUCUCAGCUUGUCAAUGUUAGUUGGCAUCCGUUUCCCAAGGCGGUAAGGAAGCUUCAGUGGGCAUGUAGCAGGCACUAAGACCAGUUUGACACCUGUACAUUUUGGUAACACAUAAUAAACCACAUGCAUAUGUGCCAUAAUGCACAUCCCCGAUGCACCACAAUGGACCUUUGUGUUAGCCCACCACAAUACCUUCUGUACAUUGUAGUGUGCUUAGAAAAAAGGUUCAAGUUUGUUAAAAGGUCAUUGUGGUGCUUUACCGAAACACAUGACAUAACACAACAGAAGUCUAGUUCUUGCCUUAGGACCAGUUCACGCCAGACGCAGUUCCAUUCAGUUUCGUGU